This is a messenger RNA of Mizuhopecten yessoensis (Yesso scallop), 492 nucleotides long. RefSeq lists its product as uncharacterized. NCBI's taxonomy places the organism in Eukaryota, Metazoa, Mollusca, Bivalvia, Pectinida, Pectinidae. The record is from RefSeq and is a predicted model, not a curated record. Bases 1 to 492 code for a protein of 163 amino acids. The transcript has a single exon.
AUGACUGGUGCACAGGAAUGCAUGACGGGUAAACAGGAAUACAUGACUGGUGCACACGAAUACAUGACGGAUAAACAGGAAUACAUGACGGGUAAACAGGAAUACAUGACUGGUGCACAGGAAUACAUGACGGGUAAACAGGAAUGGAUGACAGGUAAACAGGAAUACAUGAAUGGUGCACAGGAAUACAUAACUGGUGCACAGGAAUACAUGACGGGUAAACAGGAGUACUUGACGGGUAAACAGGAAUACAUGACGGGUAAACACGAAUACAUGACGGAUAAACAGGAAUACAUGACAGGUAAACAGGAAUACAUGACUGGUGCACAGGAAUACAUGACGGGUCAACAGGAAUGCAUGACUGGUAAACAGGAAUACAUGACUGGUGCACAGGAAUACAUGACGGGUAAACAGGAAUACAUGACGUGUAAACAGGAAUACAUGACGGGUAAACAGGAAUACAUGACGGAUACACCAGCAUAUGUGAAGUGA